Anoplopoma fimbria (sablefish) is the source of this 1098-nucleotide messenger RNA. Its product is annotated as olfactory receptor 6N1-like. Gene Ontology annotation, biological process: G protein-coupled receptor signaling pathway. Gene Ontology annotation, cellular component: membrane. The transcript is spliced from 2 exons. Lineage: Eukaryota; Metazoa; Chordata; Actinopteri; Perciformes; Anoplopomatidae. Bases 1 to 1098 code for a protein of 365 amino acids. The record is from RefSeq and is a predicted model, not a curated record. Gene Ontology annotation, molecular function: G protein-coupled receptor activity; olfactory receptor activity.
AUGAUGAUAAACUUCACACAGGUUUCAUAUUUUACGUUGGGUGCCUACUUUGAUACCAGGUUUUUUAAAUACUUAUAUUUCCUGAUUAUUCUGGCUAUUUAUAUUUUAAUUAUUUGUUCCAAUGUUUUGCUCAUUGUGGUUAUUUGUAUGAACAGAAGCUUACAUGAACCUAUGUACCUUUUUCUGUGCAGCCUGUUUGUAAAUGAACUGUAUGGAAGUACAGGGGUGUUUCCAUUCCUUCUGGUUCAGAUCCUCUCUGACGUUCACACUGUUUCUGCUCCACUUUGUUUCCUGCAGAUCUUCUGUUUGUACUCCUAUGGAGGUGUAGAAUUUUUAACCUUAGCCAUCAUGUCUUAUGACAGAUAUCUUGCUAUCUGUUAUCCUCUACAUUAUAAUAAACAUAUGACUUCCAAAAAGGUUGCCAUCCUCACUUUGUUUGUGUGGCUGUAUAGUGCACUUCCCCCUGCUGUCAUGAUUUCUUUAACUUUCCCUUUACAGCUGUGUGGAAACAUCAUUAACAAAGUGUACUGUGACAACUACCCCAUUGUUAAACUGGCCUGUUAUGACACAACGGUCAAUAACAUCUAUGGACUCGUUUACAUGUUUACUGUAGCCUUAGGUCUUAUCAUUUUAAUUAUUUACUCUUAUAUGAAGAUUCUUAGAGUUUGUUUCUCUGGUUCUAAACAGACCAGACAGAAAGCUGUCAGUACCUGCACACCUCAUCUCGCUUCCCUCCUGAACUUCUCCUUUGGGUGUUUCUUUGAAAUAGUUCAGGGCAGAUUUAAUAUGAACGGUGUUCCUAACAUGUUACGUAUUUUUUUAUCCUUAUACUGGCUUACAUGCCAACCGCUCUUUAACCCUUUACUGUACGGACUGAAAAUGUCCAAAAUACGCAUCAUAUGUAAAAGUCUUGCUUUUGAAACAAAAGACAGAAUCCAGACGGCCAUGAAACCCAUAAUGGUGACCAGCAGGGAGACGGAGGGAACCGCUCUGGAUGGUCAUGAGGUUCUGGAGGGUCAUGAGGUUCUGGAGGGUCAUGAGGUUCUGUUCAGCCUCCACAGGCCUCUUAGGAACAUAAAGUCAUUGAGCCUGGGUUAA